AUGCCUGACAUUGUGAACGCACCCGCCUCUGGCACUCCGUACUACACCCCCUCGCAGUACCCCGCUGCAGGUACUGCUGUCGAUCCCCAGCCGGAUGGGAAGCCAAUCCCGACGCUCUUCAAGCCGUUGACGAUUCGCGGGGUUGAGUUUCAGAACAGACUCUGGUUGUCGCCUAUGUGCCAGUACUCUGCGGAGAACGGUCGACUUACAGGUUGGCAUUACGCUCACCUCGGCGGUAUCAUCUCCCGCGGACCUGGUUUCAGUAUGGUCGAGUCUACCUCGGUUACGCCCGAGGGCCGCAUCACCCCCGAGGAUUCGGGUUUGUGGUGUGACGAGCAGAUCGAACCCCUUGCCAAGAUCGUCACCUUUGCACAUUCCCAGAACCAGAAGAUCGGGAUCCAGCUUGGACACGCCGGGCGAAAGGCCUCCACGGUUGCGCCUUGGUUAUCCCCAGGCGCGACCGCCACGGAGGCCGCGGGAGGGUGGCCGGAAGACGUCUGGGCGCCGAGUGCGAUUCCAUACAGCGACGACUUCCCAAAGCCGAAGGAGCUGAGCAAGCAGGGCAUCAAGCGGGUCGUGACCGCCUUCGUGGAUGCGGCGAAGCGCGCGUUGAGGGCCGGCUUCGACGUUAUCGAGAUACACAACGCGCACGGGUAUCUCUUGCAUGAGUUCGUGAGUCCCGCGAGCAACAAGCGUACCGAUGAGUACGGAGGCAGCUUCGAAAACCGUGUCCGACUGUCCUUGGAGGUGGUCGAUGCUGUGCGCGCAGUGAUACCACCUGACAUGCCCUUAUUCCUUCGGAUCUCUGCGACCGAUUGGCUGGAGAAAAGUCUCGCUAAUGAGCCGUCGUGGACUGCCCAGGACACCGUGAGGUUCGCAGACCUCUUGGCUGAGCAUGGUGUCGACUUGCUCGAUGUGAGUACGGGCGGUCUGCAUCCUGCGCAGAAGAUAGAAGGUGGACCGGCGUAUCAGGCGCGGUUCGCUGAGAUGGUCAAGAAGGCCCACGGACAUAGGAUCCUGAUUGCAGCAGUGGGCGCUAUCAGCGACGGGAAGACAGCCCAGGGAGUCCUAGAUAAGAAUCAAGCAGAUGUAGUGUUCGUCGCGCGCCAGUUCCAAAAGAACCCGGGAUCGGUAUGGCAGUUUGCAGAAGAACUGGGUGUUGUGACUACGGUUGCUCAUCAGAUUGAGUGGGGGUUCGCUGGUCGUGGGAAUGUGGGCAGGUCGCGGAAGAAUGUUUCGUCUAAGGCUUGA
This is a messenger RNA of Postia placenta MAD-698-R-SB12, 1251 nucleotides long. RefSeq lists its product as hypothetical. The transcript is spliced from 5 exons. Gene Ontology annotation, cellular component: intracellular anatomical structure. The record is from RefSeq and is a predicted model, not a curated record. Gene Ontology annotation, molecular function: NADPH dehydrogenase activity; NADP binding; FMN binding. Lineage: Eukaryota; Fungi; Basidiomycota; Agaricomycetes; Polyporales; Adustoporiaceae. The coding region runs from base 1 to 1251 and encodes 416 amino acids.